Molecule: messenger RNA, 5829 nt
Organism: Cercopithifilaria johnstoni
Lineage: Eukaryota; Metazoa; Nematoda; Chromadorea; Rhabditida; Onchocercidae
Source: the annotation of a GenBank genome assembly
AUGCGCCAAAUGCGUCAAAUGAAUGAUAUAGGCAGAGAUGAAGCGAAAACGUUGAAGGAAGAAGAUGAAAAAAUUGGUUAUGUUUAUACGAGUGCAAAAGGUUACUUACGUGAUAAACAAAAAUUUCAACGUACACGGCGAGAAUAUUCCUACUUACCGUAUUAUGAAAAUAUCAAUCGGAAUGCUUCUUUUUGGUUGGAGCAAAUAAAAGCAGGCCUAGCUAAUUCCACCUUAUCAUAUGCUGCCGAUUCAGGAAUUUCUUUUUGGAUGAAUGAACUUAGCCAAUAUUUAAAUCGUUUCUUUUGUCGUUUCUCUAAGGCCGAUCAUAUAAAAUUAAUCAAUUUCAUUUAUAAUGUUAUAUUGGAGCCAGAUUAUGAUCGAAGGCUUAUUCAUAAAGCUUGUUCAGUUAUCAAAACGUUGAUUAAUGAUGAGAUAAUUAAGCGUAACGAUUUAACCUUACCUUGGAGACCAAUUUAUGAUUUGUACAUCGAAGUAACUUAUCAACGAAAUAUUAAAAAUUUGGACAAAUCAAACAUUCGUUCAGCAGUUUUAGCUGUCAAAGAAUUAUUUCCAUUAUCAGCAACAAAGGAAAUUCUUGAUGAGAUACGUCCAUUUAUUGACGUAUGGAACGAUUAUGCUAUGACUAAAUUUGUGAAUUUAUUCUCAGCUUUUAUACCACUUAAAAUGUCCAAUGAUGAACAUGACCUUUAUGGUGCUGGAUUAUGGUAUGAUGAAAUGUGGUAUUUUUAUAAUUUUGUUGAAAUGAACAGCUCGUGGGAAACUCGCAUACAACACAUAUUCUCCGCGAUAAGUGAAUAUUGUCCAGGAUAUAUUGAUUGGUCAUCGAAGCAUACAAUCAUUUUUUCAAAACUUUUGCGGACACUAAAUCUAAGUGUAAGAUAUAAUAAAGUAGCAGUUGGUGAUGGAACGGGAAUGGGUUCUGAAAGUUCAGGAGCAGAAUGGAUCGUAUGGAUGUUAGGUGGAGUAAAUGAAAGUGCUCAUCGAUGUUUCGAGCGAUUGAUCAAAUGCGUCGAAUCUUUUCUGCAUCCAUUGCACGAAGGUGGUCAUACGCCAACUUUACAGUCAUUUUUAGAUUCUCUUGUUAACGAAAUGGUGCGACGUGUUCGCAUUGAGCGAGUACGUAAAAAAACCAGAAAUAAGGUACCUUUAAAAAUGCGCCUUUCCGAUGAACAGAUUGAAUGGUUCGUCAACACAUUACUUCCAUCUGUGCAUUAUUCAGUAUUUUCAACGACUGAAACAUCAGUGUCUAAUAUUAUGCGAAAUUUAGCAUUCCUUUCACCGCAACUUGUCCUACCAAAAUGUCUUGACUUAAUUUAUCCAUCGCUAUCAACAAUUACAGAACCACAUCGUUUGAAGCAGUCAUUGGAAUGUAUUGUCGAAAUUUGUGUACCAUUGGUACGUGAUGAUGGUACCUAUAACUAUCGAACAUAUAAUGUUUGUAAGCAAGAUUGGAUUCUUAGUGUUAGUAAAAUUAAAGAGGACAAAGAUGAUAAAUUGUCGUCGUCGUCAUCGUCAUCGUCAUCGUCAUCGUCAUCGUCGUCGUCAAUUAUAAAUGAUUCGGAAGUUCGUUCUGAUAACUGUCGAAUACCAUUGCGUGAACAUGCAAUUUUUCUGCUUGAACCAUUGAUUGAAGCUAUCGAUAUCAAUGAUUUUCAAAAACUUUCGCUUUCUUUGCAGACUCUUGAGACUAUUUUUCAAUUAAUCCCAAUUGUAAAUUGUUCUGCUGCUCUUGAAAUGGAACAAUAUGCAAAUUUAACUGAUGAGGAAAAACGUCUUUGUAAAUUAACAGGAAGAUUUCCAAGUAUUGUACAGAAUUUUGUGAAUAAAGUAUUCAAAGUGAUAACACAAUUGUCAAGCUCUGCACCAAGUGAUGGCAUAUCAUACGUUGAUUCGAUAUGUGAUAACUCGGAGAUAAUAAUGACUGGAAGUGAAGAAAUUGUGAUCAGUACAAGUAUUCAAAGCGCUUUUCAUGCAUUAUUCUCUAACUGUUCAUCAAAUUUUGUUGAGCUAAUCGGUGAUCAAACCUAUAAAUUCAUUUCAACAUCUGAAUUUGAAAAUGUGAUUGCUGCGGAUGCUGCAUUAUCACUUAUCCAAGAAUCCACUUAUGCUAAUCCGGUCCGUUAUUUUCCGAUGUAUAUUGAAUUCUUAUUGAAGAAGCAAAAACAGCAUAUUACAGAAGAGAAGAAAAUGUUGAAAGAACUUGAUGCAACAACGAUGUGGUUUGCAUAUUUGUCGGAGAUGAUCUUUUCUGUUCCCAGUGAUUUGCUAUUGAAAUAUCAGGAUGAAUGUAUUCAAAUGCAUAAAUGUACCAUUUCACUAAUUUGCUCUAAUGCAUAUCAGGGAGCAUGUUGGUCACUUAAAAAUCUUCUAACACAAUUAACAGAAAUUUAUCCAAUAUCGGAGGAAGAUCGACAACAUAAUUUAGAUUUACCAUUGCAUUUAUCAUUGCCCAUUAAGAAAUGGGGUGUUAAAUGUCUCAAAGAUAUUGUAACAAUAAAAUGGCAUAUUCCAACAGAUGCUGAAGUUGAUUUUGCGGAAAAAUUAUUAAAUGAAUUUGCUUAUUCUGAGAUUCAAUUACUUACAACACCACAAAAUAUGGAUAAGUUUGUAAUCAAACGUUCGCUAUUUAUUAUCGAUAACUUACUAUCUUGUAUUGGCAAUCGUCUUCCAAUUUUUAACACUAAAGAAAUUAAACUAAGCGAGACAGCCGUUGAUAUGAAUCCCAUACAUAUAUUACCUGUAUCACCACGCAUGAAAAUGUUUUCUUUUAAUGGUGAAAAUAUUCGCGAACGAGUUCGUAUUACAAUACAUAAUUUAAUGGAAUAUUUAUUGAAUCAACAGGAUGAUCAAUCAAAAAAUCUUUUGCAUAUUUCAUUCGUUCUACAAACGUUAUGUACUGAGGAAUCAAUGCCGAGUUUUCGAGCUCUCCGGAAGAAUAUACGAAUAAAUUAUAGCGAUCCGAUAAAUGGACGUCGUGCUGAAUUGUAUGAUAUUUUUGAACGGCGGAUUUUCUCAUAUCAAAAAGAAUUGUCCAUCGAAAAUUCCAAAUUCACCGAAUCACAUCUGAAAAUCAUGAAGGAUCUCGUAAAACUUGGAACAAACUUUUUCACCGAUGUACGUAUCGUUUCUCAAACGGCGUUGAACAAAUUAAUAAUGAAAUUUCCAAAUUCGAAAUGUUUAUUAGUGGAUGAUGUGUUGGAGCAUUUAGAUCCAAAACGUAAUAUCAGUCAUGAAGAAAUGAAGGGAGCAUUAUAUAUUUUGAUCAAAUGUGGAUUUUUGAUUUCAAAUACAAUUUCUGUUCGUUGUAAAUGUUGGCUAGCAGUUGCAAAAAUUAAAGUUUCCGAGAAGCCAUCCAUUAUUGCAUUAGUACAGCAUGCUAUUCGUUCUGUUUCCAUAAAACAAUGGCCACUUCAAAAAAAUGUCAAUUCAGUAAAUAUUCGUAUAACCGGGCAAAGGAUGUUUACUGAUAAUAAUGCUAAUGAAAUAUUUUAUACUAAAUAUCAAGAAUUAUCUCAUUCACAGACAAUUCUUAUGUCAGAAAAUAAAUUUAAUGAAAAAUAUGAAAAGAAUCAGCAGCGAAUAGAUAGUGUUCGCAAGGAACUUGUUGAAAUUUGCAAAAAUAAAGGACAAUUAUAUCAUUGGCGACAAGUUGAUUCAGCACGAACAUUUCUUUUCACUUUUUAUCGGAAUCUUUUCACUGUUGAAGUGGCAGAAAUAUUUCUGCAAAUGUUAGUUGAUGUUCGUCCAAGAUGGCGACGUAUUGCUGCUGAAUGUAUCGCUAGUUAUUUAGAAUGGAAUAAGCCACGAACAAAAAGAAUAUUAUGGAAUCCACCUGAUAAGGUAAUUGAUCCGAAAUUCAAAUAUGCAUGUGGUUUAAGACCUGAUAAUUUAUGCAUCGUUUAUGAUCAUGAUAGAUUACCAAAUGAUGAGAAAACUUGGAACGAAACAAUAUUUAUAUCGAAGCCACAUUGGGGCGCAUAUCAAUGGCCAAGGAAAUUGAUGGUACCAGCUCCAGCAAAUACACAAACAGAACUGCAACGCUCCGUAUCAGAAUUCAAUGAUAUUGAGAAAUUAAUAAUUGAAUAUAUGAAAGAUGAACAAUUUCUUAAUUUUUGGCAUGCUAAUUUAUUAAAGGAAAAAGAAGACAGCGAUGUAUUCUAUGCUAGCGAAUACCGUUUCAUUAAAUAUUUAUUUCGAAAUUUCGGUAUAUCAUUGACAUCGCAAUUUAAAAUGUUGCUAAAAUCAUUAUGCAAUUCUGAGAACGAGAAUCCGAUAGUACGACAAGCGCAGACGAAACUUGCGGCAAUAUAUUGUGCUGGCAUUAUUCGUGGCUCAAGAAAUUGGCUUUUUAAUGAUUUGCAAGAAAUGUGGACCUGGUUGAAACCUAUUAUUGUCUAUCAAAUUGAGGGUUUGAUGUCGGAAACAGUAAAUUAUUGGGAUACUGCGUUGAAGUUUUGCUUAGAUGUUUGUGAUGUGAGAAGAUUUCAUUGGCUUGCAGAAGCAAUAUUUGAAAUUGCUUUAAGGCCUGCACCGACAACAUGGCAUCGAUGUGUACGAUUGGGUCUUAUACAAUACAUUUCUUCAUGCUCAGGUUGGAGAACAACAGAACUGUUAAAUCGUGCCAUAAAUAUUGCAAAUAUUAUGAUUUCACAAGCAUGGCUAGCACCGGAAAGAGAUCAAAUCGCAAACGUACUUUCAUUUCCUGCUGUUUAUGGUUUUGCAAUGGGUGAUGAAAGUAAUAUACCGAUGAAGUAUAGAUUUCCAAAGUUGGGGGAAAUAAUGAAUAAUAUAUUUGACACUCAUAUUCAAGAAAUGAUGAAAUCGCGUAAAAAACAAAUGGACAAAAGAAAUUCAUUAUCACCAGUAGUACAAUCAAAACAGAUAACCGUAUCAUCAUCAUCAUCAUCAUCACCGUCAUCUACAUUAUUGAAAAAUAAAGCACUAUGUUCUAAAGAUAAAUAUGACAAUCAAAUUGAUCAAAUUGCUAUCAGUCGGAAUACUGUCAUCAUAAGGCGUCAAUUAUAUAUUAAAACUUUGCUAAGAUUUUUGAAUGCAUAUUUUCUGUCUUGUUUCAUAGCUUUAUCAUCGCCUAUCAUAUCAUUCUUUCCGCUUAUCACUCAUCUAGCUGAUGAAGAAACAGCAGACAUGGAUGAGACAGAAGUGAUAAGGGAUGCUGAUUUAGCAGUUGAUGCAAGUGAUGUAUUAUUUCAGUCAUGGUCCGGUAUUUAUCUGUGUGAUGAACUUGCUGAUGAGAUGUUAAAAUGUGUUGAACGGACGAUGAAUGAGAGUACCAGUUGGAAGGCAUGGGUAUCUAUAAUGAAAUUUCUUCAUGUAUUCAUAUUUUCAAACAUACUUGUUUGCGAGAAGCAAAAUAGGCCUGAAACUGUGCGACGAAUGGUUUACAAUGCAAUUUGUCAUACACAACUUGAGGUACGACGAGAGGCUGCUGAUUGUUUGAUGGCACUGAUACACUGCGGUUUUCAAUCGCUUAGCAAUUGUUAUAUCAAGGAAUUAUUCGAGCAUACGAAGCAUAAUGUACCAAGUAAGAGGCAUGGCGCUGUAUUGGCUCUAUCGGCGGUAAUUCGCGCUUUUCCAUUCACUAUUCCAUCAUUGGUAUUCGAUAUGAUACCAAAAUAUUGCCGGCUUGGCAUCGGUUCUGAUUCUUUAACACGUAAUACGGUAACAGAAACACUGCGAUCAUUUUUGCGUACACAUCAUGAUAAGAUGAUUGAAACAGGUGAAAAGGAAGUGAUACAGAAAUUGCUCGUUUUCAUACAAAAUGUUAUCUCUCCCAAUUACUAUGUAUGA